GUGGCGUACGGGAGCAGCUGCAACUGGUACACAAGCACCUGGCGGCUGCUCCUGCACCUGGCGGCUGCUCCUGCACCUGGCGGCUGCUCCUGCACCUGGCGGAAGCUGCACCAGCGGCGGUUGACGAGUGGCGGCCGCAUCAGCAGCUUGUGCAGGCCAGCUUUCUCGUGCCGACCAGCAGCUUCAACUUCAACGGCGUGCAGCAGGGGUCGCACAUCAGCAGCACUACCCGGCGCUCGGCAGCAGCAUCAGCGUAUUGCAGUAGCGACACACUCGCGGAAGUAGCGGCGGGUGAGCUGGAGACGACUAGCAGCAACUGGCUGCUGACCCAUUCUUCUGCCGAG
This is a messenger RNA of Closterium sp. Naga37s-1, 344 nucleotides long. The record is from the annotation of a GenBank genome assembly. Lineage: Eukaryota; Viridiplantae; Streptophyta; Zygnematophyceae; Desmidiales; Closteriaceae.